AAAAUUGCAACCCCCUCACAUUCCUCAACACACUAAAAAAUAUUCCCUAUCAACAAGUGGUAGCACAGCGCGAUCAGCUGUUGUACUGCUGGCGCGCACAUCUGUCAGUUCACGUGUGAAUUUGAUUUUGUUUACAUCUGCCAGAAACAAUUGUGAAAUUUGUGAUUGACAAUAUUCGUGUACGGUAAUUCAGUGAAAUACACACCAAUUGAAGAAUAAUUCGUGUAAUUAAAAUACUAAUUCGUCGUACAUUUGUUUUGUGAUGUCGGUUUUGCUCGCGGAUAUAGAUGCCACUUGCGCGGCGCUUGGCUAUUACGAUAAUGAUCGCUAUCUCGCUGAACCGGACGCGCUGCAAGGCCUCCGGCAUUUAAUAUGGAUUUUGCGACGCGAUUUGGAAAAUCAUGAAUAUCGACGCCAUUUGGGACAUUCAAAAGUCUUACAAACAGAUUUAGUGCAUAUGCUGCAUGACUAUGUGCAAGACGAGGAAUACGCAGAUGCGUUAGUGCGUCUGUUGGUCAUUCUAACAAAUCCAACCUUGUUAUUGUAUCGCGAUGGCCCGCCUAAAGAUUUUCAUAGCCGCAAAGUGUUUAUGGAAUUAAUUGAAAUUUUGCAAGGGUACAAGAGCGCUUUUACCCAAGAUAAAGUUUGGGUGCCACUUUAUGGUAUAUUGAAAAAAGGAUUAGAAAUCGAUUGGGCUAUUCGUAGUGAGGAGCAGAGCUUGAUGAUUGAACGCGUUCUUGUGUUGAUACGGAACGUGCUUCAAGUGCCAGCCAACCCGGAGGCGGAGUGUCGUGCCGAUAAUGAUGCCAGUCUGCAUGACCAGGUUAUCUGGGCCUUGCAUCAGUCGGGUCUUAUGGAUUUGGUAUUGUUUGUGGUGUCAUCAUCGGAUGAGCAUCAAUUUCAUUUGCACGGUUUAGAGAUUUUAUGUCUGCUCUAUCGCGAACAAACAGCCGAAUCCCUAGCGGAUGCAUCCUUGCAACGCAGUCUUGCCGAGAAGCAACGCGACGAACAGGAAUUGUUGGCAGCGCGUCGUCGGGAACGUCAACGGCAUCAGACCAAACCGCCUGUGGCGCGACAUUCACGAUUUGGCGGCACGUAUGUAAUACGGAAUAUGAAAUCCGUGUCGGAUCGCGACAUUAUUUGCCAUCAGCCAUUGGAACGUGUUAUGUCGAUUGAUUUCGAUCGUGAGAAGAAUCAGCAGAAGCGUUCAUUUCGCCACAUUAAGGAAGAGGUUCAGUUGACACGACGUAGUGCAUUCUCUGUGCGUUUGUGCUUGCGUGAAUUCUGCAUCGAGAUUCUCCGCUCCGCCUACAAUACCUUGGUGCGUGAGGUCAGACGCGUGCUGGAACGUAAUGCUGGCACGGGCAGUCAUGAUGAUUCGUAUCUUUUGUGGGCGAUAAGAUUUUUCAUGGAAUUCAAUCGGCUCAGUGGCAUGCAACUGGAGCUAGUGAGUGAGUCGUUGAGCGUGCAGUGCUUCCAUUGGGUCCUAACGCGUAUGCAACAUGAUAUGGACAUGAUUGUCAGCGACAAGAAGCAGGCGCGCGUCUGGGCGAAGCGUUUACAUGUCGCACUACAGACAUUCCGUGAAUUGUUGUUGAGCUUGUUGGCAUUGCAGAAAGUUAAGGACGAUCGAGCUUUGGCUCUCUUCGAUAUGUUAUUGAAUAAUGUCUGCUAUGUAUUGGAAUAUCGAGAGACAAUAUUGCAUUUGUUAAUGAACUACAAUGAGGCACAUAGCACCAAAGCAUACCUACGCGAUGUGAUCGAAACUGCCAACAUUUUCAUUAAAAUGAUGGAGAAAUUCUGCAAGGACACAGUGCUCUUGCAGGACAAGAAACGCACAAAAAAGCGUGGACAAAAGUCGAAAGCAAAUAAAAAACCGGAGCCCAAACCACAACUCACCGAGGAAGAGUUGUCUAAUAAAUGGGCAGAAUUCGCUGGUGAAAUAAGUGAAGUCCUCUCGAAAGAACUUCAACUACCAGAGGAGGAUCAACCAUUGCCAUUUGAUGCGACUGCGGAAAAAAGUAUCGACGAUCAAAAGGAGGAUUGUAUGUUACGCUUGCAUCGUUUUUUGCGUGAUCAGCAAAUUGAAAAAGCAAUUUCCCUAUUACGUUCUGCCAGAGAAGUGUGGCCAGAAAAUGAUGCUUUUGGCGCGAUGUCCGCCGCACCGGAAGAUGAAUUGCUGCUGCUACGUGAGAUCUACAUGCACAACAUUGAAUCAGGUAUGAACAUAUAUACUUUUAUUUAAUGUACGAAACAUCGUAUUACAUGUGUACCGGGAAGUAAAAAAAAAAACAUAAAUAGGUA
Ceratitis capitata (Mediterranean fruit fly) is the source of this 2304-nucleotide messenger RNA. RefSeq names its product protein timeless homolog. Gene Ontology annotation, biological process: replication fork arrest; DNA repair; DNA replication checkpoint signaling. The coding region runs from base 263 to 2245 and encodes 660 amino acids. Gene Ontology annotation, molecular function: DNA binding. NCBI's taxonomy places the organism in Eukaryota, Metazoa, Arthropoda, Insecta, Diptera, Tephritidae. The record is from RefSeq and is a predicted model, not a curated record. Gene Ontology annotation, cellular component: replication fork protection complex. The transcript has 12 exons.